This is a messenger RNA of Paramormyrops kingsleyae, 2538 nucleotides long. RefSeq names its product prolactin releasing hormone receptor 2a (gene prlhr2a). Gene Ontology annotation, cellular component: neuron projection; plasma membrane. Gene Ontology annotation, biological process: G protein-coupled receptor signaling pathway. The record is from RefSeq and is a predicted model, not a curated record. Lineage: Eukaryota; Metazoa; Chordata; Actinopteri; Osteoglossiformes; Mormyridae. Gene Ontology annotation, molecular function: neuropeptide binding; neuropeptide Y receptor activity.
UUUUAAGACAUUCCCUGAACAUAACUCCGGGAGUUACCGACCCCCUCCGUGCACGAAUGGGUGUAUUAUUAUUGGUCAUACGGACAGGGCUUGAAGCAGGUCGGUACUCACCGAUACCUUUUUGUUUCUCUCUCCAGAGUACUGGGAACGUUUCUCGCAUACUGGUACCUCUGGUAAUCUGCCGGUAGUGUAUAACAAGCAUGAGGACGUCAACACUGACUGCAUCAUUUCCAGUUGUAUCCAGCACGACGUACCUGGGGAGAACUUCCUCAUCCUUUGCCAGCUGAGAUGGAGGCCGGUGGUGCCAGCUGGCCGACAGUGUUGGCACCCCCCUGUGGCCAGGAGAAUGGCACCGGGCAGGUCUUCGAGGUAGCGGUGCAGAACGGCUCAGCCAGUCGCGGCUCCCAGUUUGCAGGCGUGGAGCUCCUGCAGUCCUUCAAGGGGGUCAUCAUCCCGUGUUACGCCCUAGUAGUUCUGAUCGGGGUGUUCGGCAACUAUCUGCUGCUUUAUGUCAUCUGCCGCGCCCGCAAGAUGCACAACGUCACCAACUUCUUCAUCGGCAACCUGGCCUUCUCCGACAUGCUCAUGUGUGCCACCUGCGUGCCCUUCACGCUGGCGUACGCCUUCAACCCUCGCGGCUGGAUCUUUGGCCGCUUUAUGUGCUACCUGGUGUUCCUCAUCCAGCCCAUCACCGUCUACGUGUCCGUCUUCACACUCACCGCCAUCGCCGUCGACAGGUACUAUGCCACUGUGCACCCCCUGAAGAAGCGCAUCUCCGUGCCAGCAUGCGUCCACGUGCUCCUGGGCAUCUGGCUGCUGUCAUGCGGGCUGGUGGCUCCGGCCGUGGCCCACACCUACCACGUGGAGUUCCGUGAGGAGGGCUUCACCAUCUGCGAGGAGUUCUGGAUGGGCCAGGAGCGCCAGCGGCUGGCCUACGCCUACAGCACGCUGCUCAUCACCUACGUGCUGCCGCUCUCUGCGCUCUGCAUUUCAUACCUGUGCAUCUCUGUCAAGCUGCGCAACUGCGUGGCGCCGGGCCACCAGACGCAGAGCCAGGCAGAGGCGCAGCGGGCGCGCAAGCGCAAGACCUUCCGGCUGGUGGUACUGGUGGUGGUGGCCUUCGCCGUGUGCUGGCUGCCCAUCCACGUGUUCAACGUGCUGCGCGACAUCGACAUCGAUCUGAUCCACAAACGCUACUUCCUGCUCAUUCAGCUGCUGUGCCACCUGUGCGCCAUGAGCUCCUCAUGCUGCAACCCCUUCCUGUACGCCUGGCUGCAUGACCGCUUCCGCGCCGAGCUGCACAGGAUGUUCUCGUGCCACCGCCGCAUCGGCGUGCCCGCCGCCAACUGCCCCGCCGCCAGCAUGGUGCUGUGAGAGGGCACCAGGGGGGUAGCCAAAACAAAUUCACCGAGAUAAGCCCGUCUCUGGCUAAUUAGCGACUUAGUGUCGCCCUGACGGCAUUCCAAAGCGAUGCUGAAAUUGUGUGUAUGAUGUCACUUCCUGCCAGACAUCAUAUCUAAGAACAACGGGCAUCAAAAAUCCUAUAGGCAGAUGGCACCUUGUACUAGCCGUCCUGUUUGGUUGGUCAGCUGGUGCCGCAUUCUGACCCUCCCUUGCAAAACAGGAAGAUGACAAAUGACAACUAGUUAAUACUAGUUCAUGAAAUUUUGCUUAAACUCCCAAAAAGCGUUGGGCCAGCCCUGCUGACAUCAUCUCUAGACAUGGUGUGGACUGAGGAGGGACAGUCUGUUAGUAAGAGAUACCAAUCCAAGGCACACAGGGUCAAGACCUCGGAAUGCAGAACGCUGAUGACAGCAAGUGGUUCAGCAGUUACUGAUUCAACUGCCUAAAGGAGUUUUGCUGUCCUGCCUCUGAGAAAAGUACAGGCAGUCACCAGGUUUCAAACGGGAUCCGGCCCCUAAGUCUGUCUUUAAGUCCAAUUAGUAGGUAAGUCAGAAAAACAAUAAUACAUGCGGUACAGAGCCAAAGAACCACUGAAGCCGUGUGUUAUGAAUAUGACAAAGUAGUGUUUGUUAUUAUGAACCACUGUAUUUAACCCAAAUUUUUAAUAUGCUUUAUGGCACUCCAUUCGUAAGUACGAGUUAUCUGUAAGUCGGACAUUCUUCAACCGAGGACUGCCUGUGCUUGACCAUCUGUAUUUAUCCAUAUUGAUGGAUGAACGUUGCCUUGGGUAACAGUAUCAGUGAGUGAACAUACUUCCACAGGCAUCUGCAGAGUGUAUGACUGGGGUAGAGCAAAUUCAUAACAAAUGAGUCAAAAUUCACAAUAACGGCCUGCCAUUUCUAUUAUUUAUCUGUCUUCGACACCCAGAGUAUUUUUAAAGCAAUCCGUACAUAACAUUUCAGAGCACAGAUUUGCAAGCUUUGAUCUGGAAUCUAUAGUUCAAACAGUGACCAGCCCACAAAAGAACUGAUGGAUUUAACAAUAACAUUAAGUGAAUAAAGGUUUUUGUUUUUGUUCCUCCUUGAAAACAUUUUGAUUGGAUAAAGCUCUUCUCUGAUUUGCAUUUUAACGUUA